Pararge aegeria (speckled wood butterfly) is the source of this 1655-nucleotide messenger RNA. It is a transcript of the gene Ugt2, whose product is annotated as UDP-glycosyltransferase UGT5-like. NCBI's taxonomy places the organism in Eukaryota, Metazoa, Arthropoda, Insecta, Lepidoptera, Nymphalidae. Gene Ontology annotation, molecular function: UDP-glycosyltransferase activity. The coding region runs from base 84 to 1655 and encodes 523 amino acids. The transcript has 4 exons. The record is from RefSeq and is a predicted model, not a curated record.
UCAUGCAAAUGUUUAAAAGGCAUUAUUUUCGUUCUCUGCCGAAGUUAUUCGAUUAGUACUAGUACGAAUACAAGUGUUCUAAAAUGGUGUUGCCUCAGGUUUUCACAGUGCUUCUGAUUUGCUUUUGUUUUAAUGUGCAAAGUGCUUCAAUUUUGGCGCUUUUUUCAACAUUAUCAUUUUCGGACCAUCUCGUAUUCAGGAAUUAUAUAUCCCUUCUUACACAGAGAGGUCAUUCAAUUGUCAUGAUGACAGCAUAUCCAGGCCAAUUCGCAUAUCCAGAUGCGGAAAGAAUUGUAGAGUUAAAUGUCGGACAAGAAUCAUCAGCCUACUGGGAAGAAUAUAGGGCUCUGCUGACUAAUACCGACGAUUAUUAUCCACGUAUGAGGGCAAUUAAUGACUUUUCUUUAAAGUUGGCAGUUGUGCAGUUGAAUUCCAAGCCAAUGAAGGCGUUACUAGCGAAUCCAAAUGUUAAAUUUGACCUGGUCAUAACGGAAGCCGAUGUUCCCCUCCUGUAUGCUGCUGCUGAUAAAUACGAGGCACCUCAUAUUGCUAUAACAGCUUCAAGCGGCAGGAUACACCAAUAUGAGUCUAAGGGAUCUUCAGUUCACCCUACGUUAUAUCCGGACGUAAAUUCUUUAAAUUAUAGAAACCUUAGUGGCUGGCAAAAAAUUGUUGAAAUAAACCGUUACAUCCAAACCAAAAAUGAAUAUUACAACACUUAUCUACCUCGUUGUGAUGUUGCAGCGAAUAAGAUUUUUGGAUUAAAAAGACCUCUCCAAGAAGUCGAACAAGAUAUUGAUUUACUAUUCGUAGCUAGUAAUCCUGUAUUUAUUGGUAACAGACCGAGUACUCCCGGUGUAAUUUACGUCGACCGUAUGCAUAUUAAACCGGGAUUUGCUUUACCGGAGGAACUUAAGGUAGCAUUAGAUUCAGCUACUAGAGGAGCUGUUUACUUCAGUCUUGGAGCAUUCCAAGAGGCUGAGCAACUUUCCCCACAGCUCCUGCAAACUUUGGCGGAUGCUUUCAGGGAACUACCUUUUUUGGUGUUGUGGAAAAUCGGUAACACUACUAUGAUAAAUGACCUGCCUAAGAACAUUAUCAGCAGCGAGUGGUUGCCGCAGCAAGAAAUAUUAGCGCAUCCAAAUUUAAAAGCGUUUAUAACAAACGGUGGUGGAAGGUCUCUCGAAGAAGCUGUGUUCUAUGGAGUACCAAUAAUCGGUUUACCAAUAGUUAGAUCGCGAAAAGUUUUCAUUCAAGAGAUUACUAGAUAUGAUGCGGGAGAAAUUUUAGAUCUCUAUCAUUUGGAAAAGGAAGGACUUAUAGACGUUAUUUCUGAAGUGCUUUCUAACGACAAAUACAAGAAUGCAAUGUCGAAAUUGAAGAGGACGGUUCAAGAUAAUCUUUUAUCUGGUCCUGAUAUGGCGGUGUGGUGGACAGAGUACGUUUUACAAAACGGUGGCGCUAAACAUCUGCGGUCAUCGGCAGCUGGACUUAGUUACUUUAAAUAUGCACUUCUGGAUAUUAUUGGUGUUCUUUCAACUAUUUUCAUUAUAUUACUUUCGUUGUUAUACUUCGUCUUGAGAUUCGUCUUAAGGCGUUUACGUGCUCGCAUUUGGCCAAAAUACGAUGAGUCUGGAAAAUAUAAGGCAUUAUAA